Molecule: messenger RNA, 1606 nt
Organism: Hypanus sabinus (Atlantic stingray)
Lineage: Eukaryota; Metazoa; Chordata; Chondrichthyes; Myliobatiformes; Dasyatidae
Product: cholesterol side-chain cleavage enzyme, mitochondrial
Exons: 9
Coding region: 43-1599 (518 amino acids)
Biological process (GO): cortisol metabolic process; C21-steroid hormone biosynthetic process; cellular response to peptide hormone stimulus
Cellular component (GO): mitochondrial inner membrane
Molecular function (GO): iron ion binding; heme binding; oxidoreductase activity, acting on paired donors, with incorporation or reduction of molecular oxygen
Source: RefSeq, a predicted model, not a curated record
ACUCAGAUGUGAAGAGUAGCAGGAAGCACUGCAUGUGUUAUAAUGAUCAGGGGAAGUUUCCGACUCUCCUUAUCUGCCAGCACUUAUGCACAAAGGGGUUCAUUUACAACCCCGGAGCAUGACUUCACGUUGUUCCCUCAUCGGAAUUAUUCAGUAACAAGUGAAUCACGCAUCCCUUCAGAACAAACUCUGAAAUCGCUAACUGAUAUACCAGGCAACUGGAGAAGGAACUGGCUUAAUGUGUAUUAUUUCUGGAGGAGCAAGGGUUUUAACAAUGCACACCAUCUGAUGUCAGACAACUUCAAUAAGUAUGGACCAAUUUACAGGGAAAAGAUUGGCUACUAUGACAGUAUAUAUAUUAUUAAUCCUGCAGAUGCUGUUAUUAUGUUCAAAUCAGAGGGUCCACUCCCAAAGAGGUUGGAGGUGGCACCUUGGGCUGCUUACAGAGACCUUAGGAAAGAAAACUAUGGUGUCCAAUUACUAAAUGGAGAAAAUUGGAAAAGAACUCGACUCAUUCUUAACAACUCAAUUUUUGCACAGAGCAGUAUCCAACGGUUCGUGCCCCUUUUCAAUGAAGUGGUACUGGAUUUUGUGUCCAUGGUUCACAAAGAAGUUGAGAAAAGUAGAAGUGAUUGUUGGAAAACUGAUCUCACAAACGAUCUCUUCAAACUUGCACUUGAAUCAAUCUGUUACGUACUAUAUGGAGAACGCCUUGACUUACUGCAAAGGAAGUAUAACAAGGCAUCUCAGAAGUUUAUCGAUUCUGUUGCCAUGAUGUUCCAUUCUACACCAAUAAUGCUCUAUAUUCCUCCCUGUCUGCUGAAGACAAUCAAUUCGAAGAUCUGGCAGCAACACAUAGGUUCAUGGGACAAUAUCUUUGAACAUGCCGAUACCUAUGUAAAAAAAGCAUACAGGCAAUUUCAGCAGGGAUUCAAAAAUGAACACGCAUUCCCUGGCGUUCUUACAGAGCUAUUGCUGCAAGGGGUUCUCCCUUUUGAAGACAUCAGAGCCAGUUUAAUAGAUGUCAUGGCAGGCGCAAUUGACACAACGUCCACUACCCUACAUUGGAUGAUGUAUGAGCUUGCCAAACAUCCCCAUAUUCAGAAGAAUGUACGCUCUGAGAUUAUGGAAGCCCACCAGAAAACAGAAGGUGACCCAGUGAAGAUGCUAAAAUCAGUGCCGCUCCUCAAAUGUGUGGUGAAGGAGACGCUGAGACUUUAUCCGGUGGCUAUAUCAUUACAGCGAUUCCUAAAUGAAGACACUGUGCUGCACAAUUAUCAUAUACCAGCUGGGACGUUAGUACAGCUGGGGCUGUAUGCGAUGGGAAGGAACUCUAAGAUAUUUAAAAACCCAGAACAAUACAAUCCUGAAAGAUGGCUGAAGGGAGACGACACACACUUCAGACACCUUGGAUUUGGGUUUGGACCACGGCAGUGCGUUGGGCGCAGGAUCGCAGAGUCUCAAAUGGUUCUCUUUAUGAUUCAUAUGCUCCAAAACUUUAAAAUUGAAACUGAUCCAAUGACUGAGGUGAAAUCCAAGUUCAGCUUGAUCCUUAUCCCUGACAAACCCAUUAACCUAAAGUUUACACCCAUCAAAUGAAGAGAGA